AUGGCGAGUGUGUAUGGAUUACAUAAGUUGAACAAGUGGACUUUGAGGGAUCAUUUCCCCAUGCCUUUCAUGGACCAGAUGCUUGAUAGGUUGGCAGCCACAUUUCAAAGGUGUAUGAUGUCCAUCUUUUCAAACAUGGUUGAGGACACUCUAGAGGUAUUUAUGGAUGACUUCUCUGUAGUAGGCGAUACUUUUGAUUACUGUUUGUUGAAUCUUAGCAGGGCUUUACAGAGAUGUGAGGAAGCCAACUUAGUGUUAAAUUGGGAGAAGUGCCACUUCAUGCUUUUAGAGAAAGAGGUGAAAUUUGUCUUUGAUGAGACAUGCCUUAAAGCUUUUGAGUGCCUAAAAGAGAAACUGAUUUCAGCACCAGUGAUUAUUGGCCUAGACUGGGCGGAGCCAUUUGAGGUGAUGUGUGAUACUAGUGGGACUGCGUUAGGAGUUGUGUUAGGACAAAAAUGCAACAGGAUGUUCCAUCCGAUUUACUAUGCUAUGUAUGCUUUUGAAGAGUUCAGAGCUUAUCUUCUGGGCACUAAAGUGAUAGUUCACACAUACCAUGCUUCUUUGAGAUAUCUCAUGGCAAAGAAAGAUGUCAAGCCUAGGCUGAUCAGAUGGGUAUUGCUUCUUCAAGAGUUUGACUUCGAAGUGAAAGACAGGAGAGGUUGUGAGAACCAGGUAUUAGCUGCUACUUUUGACCUUAUUCUUUGGUUUGUUGACUACGCUAAUUUUUUGGUCAGUGACUUAAUGCCCAAUGGACUAACAUAUCAGCAAAGGAAAAGGUUCUUGCAUGAUGUAGACAAGUACUUUUGGGAUGAACCAUAUCUGUACAGGGUGUGUGCUGACAAUAUAAUUAGGUAUUGUGUUCCGGAAGCCAAAAUGUUGCAUAUCUUGGAGGCCUGUCACUCAUCUCCAUGGCAAGGAGCCAUCUCUCGUCGCCGUGAGUUACCCAUGACACCUAUUCUAGAGGUGGAAUUGUUUGAUGUGUGGGGUAUUGACUUCAUGGGUCCCUUUGUGAGUUCAUAUGGGAAGAAAUAUAUACUGGUGGCUAUGGACUAUGUGUCAAAAUGGGUUGAAGUUGUUGCAUUAUCUGAGAAUGAUGGAAAGAGUGUCGUUGGGUUCUUGAAAAAUAACAUCUUCUCAAGGUUUGGAACACCCAGAGCCAUUAUCAGUGAUGGUGGGUCUCACUUCUGCAACAAAGUCUUUAGUGCACUUCUAACCAAGUAUGGAGUAAAACAGCAUAAGGUGGCAACACCUUAUCACCCACAAACGAGUGGUCAAGUGGAAGUUUCCAACAGGGAAACUAAAACAAUAUUGGAAAAGACAGUGAAUGCCAACAGGACAGAUUGGGCACGGAAGCUAGAUGAUGCCCUAUGGGCAUAUCGGACAGCUUUCAAGACACCUAUUGGUAUGUCUCCAUAA
Solanum verrucosum is the source of this 1416-nucleotide messenger RNA. RefSeq lists its product as uncharacterized. Gene Ontology annotation, molecular function: nucleic acid binding. Gene Ontology annotation, biological process: DNA integration. The record is from RefSeq and is a predicted model, not a curated record. The transcript has 6 exons. The coding region runs from base 1 to 1416 and encodes 471 amino acids. NCBI's taxonomy places the organism in Eukaryota, Viridiplantae, Streptophyta, Magnoliopsida, Solanales, Solanaceae.